This is a messenger RNA of Papilio xuthus (Asian swallowtail), 1601 nucleotides long. RefSeq names its product deleted in autism protein 1 homolog. The transcript is spliced from 3 exons. The record is from RefSeq and is a predicted model, not a curated record. Bases 141 to 1376 code for a protein of 411 amino acids. NCBI's taxonomy places the organism in Eukaryota, Metazoa, Arthropoda, Insecta, Lepidoptera, Papilionidae.
AUGCGACCAGAUGCCACUGUCAAAUAUGUUGUGAAUCGCUUUGUGUUUAUAUAUAUUUUUUAAUCAAAUUAUGAUGAUAAAAAAUCACAGAAUCUCUGAAUCAAUUUGCCUCUGCGCCCUUUUCUAACUAAAUUAUUAUUAUGAAGGACAAAAUGUAUAGAUUAAUGUUACUUAGACGUAGAUAUUGUAAACGAGGGAUUUGUGCGAUCCUUGUGAUUGUAGCGUCUUUUUAUGUUUACAUUUUAUUAUUUGGUAACUUAAAUUCACCUCAAAUAAAUCAUCUCACUGAUUUAUACCGCUGUCCUGCUUGCUACGGUGUAUCAAUAUGUCCUGAAUUGUACUCGAACCAGAUAAGUCUUCAAACUGACGGUCACUGGUCACUUGUAUUUAAUGCUAAAAAUAUUUAUUACGGAUCCACAAAAUCGAAUAGGAAAGUUAUUUUGAAAAAGCUAGCUCAUGAUUGGGAAUUAAAAGAGUUUGAUUCUAAUUUAUGCAAGAAAUGGAACAUGGAAGAAAAUUGUAAACCAAUGCAGCUUGUAAAUGCAACAAAUAUUGAUGAUAAAAUCAUUAAUAUUGUAGAGUACAAUUUUACUUGGCCUGAUGCUGAACCACGUAAAGGGCUUGUACUUUGUCCAUAUGCAUAUAGCAUACUUGAUCUCAUAAAACCUCUCAUAGAUAAUAGAAAAUUAAACAAUAAGUCCGAAAUGUUGAAUAUUUGGACAAUGCUCAGUAUUAAUCCAGAACCAAUUAUUUUACAGAUACUCCCGAAGGCUCACAGCUGGCCUGUAUCCGCUUAUGCUGGUGUGUGCGGAAGACUAGAGGUGGUUGCAUAUGAAGGAGAGCCCAUUUCAUCAUUAACACAUAUUGAGUGGCGCAGGAAACUGAAGAUUGCUAAAAAGAUUCUCGAUGCAGCAAUGGAUUUUACAUUCAAACAUGAUAGGUUCCGCUUUUAUCUAAUGGAUUGGUCACUAGAUAAUAUAGUUGCCAAUGAAAAGGAUGAAAUUUCUUUUGUUGAUUUAGAAGAUGUUAUAAUACUUGAUAAGCAUAUAUCACCGAAAAAAGAUUUACCAGAUUGGUACCAACGUUAUAACAGAGAACUUAUUGGACCUGGAUUCACAUUUUCAAUUGAGAACAUGUGCAAACAUCACUUGAGUGACCAUAAUCUAUGGGCAGCAUGUUACAUUAUCGGAGGAGAGGAUAAUCCGUUGCUCUAUCCUAUACCAAAAAGUAUUAAUACCUCACGACCUUAUUUAGACAAGCUGUUAAUUGAAUGUUUAAAUAGUGAUGAUAGAUUUAAAACUCUAGCUAAGAUUCAACAUUAUAUUAGUGAUAUGUUGAUGGAUGAUAAAUUAUUUGGAUCUGCUACAGUUAGGUGAUAAUUUAUUUUUAAUUAAAUGACAAAAUAUUUGCACUGCUCAGCUAGAUAUAACUGUCCCAAAAGAUUGUUAAUGGAAAUGAGACAGAGGUGUUUAUAUAGAUUUAUCUAUUAUCUUAAAAUAUAACUCUUCUGAAUGUGUACGGGAAUGAAAUCAGUACAAUAAUUUGGUAAGGAGCACGUUUACACUUAUUACAUCGUUAAUUAUAAUUUGUAAGUAUAGGCA